AUGCCACAGCAGCUAAACGUCGUGGCAUUGAUAUCGGGCGGGAAGGAUUCGCUCUAUUCCAUCUUACAUUGCCUGAAGAAUGGGCAUAGGCUGGUGGCGUUGGCGAACCUGCAUCCGCCCUUGACGCGGAGAGGUAGAGGUGACGACAAUAAUGACGAUGAUGAUGAUGAUAGGCCGGAACGGGAGGAAGAAGAUAUGGAUAGCUACAUGUACCAGACGAUCGGAUAUAGUAUCAUACCUCUGUAUCAAGAAGCAUUGGAUGUACCACUCUAUCGAAGAGAAAUCAGGGGCACGGCGGUGAAUACGGCGCGGGACUAUCAAACUCCCGCGACGCAGUCGCGCCAGGAGGGAGGAGGAGAAGAAGGAGGAAGAGGAGGAGGGGAAGAGGAUGAGACGGAAUGUUUGCUUUAUCUCCUGCAGGAUGUCAUGAGGGCGCAUCCGGAGGUGAACGCAGUGUCGGCGGGUGCGAUCCUCUCGACGUACCAGCGUACUAGGAUUGAGAAUGUGGCGGGGAGAUUGGGGUUGGUGCCGCUUGCUUGGUUGUGGAUGUAUCCGUAUCUGUCGCCGCCGGUGCAGCGGGCUGGGCUGCCUGCGCGCCCAGUCGCUGCCGUUGCCGGGUUACUGGAGGAUAUGGCUGCUUGUGGGUGUGAGGCGAGGAUUAUCAAGGUUGCGAGCGGUGGGAUGGAUGAGGGGAUGCUGUGGGAGAAUGUUUCGGCCGGAGAUGGUCGGCUAAGAAGGGUGUUGGUGAAGAGGAUGGGGAUGCUGUUGGAGGAGGGAGUGGAGGGAGCGGUGCUGGGUGAAGGGGGGGAGUAUGAGAGUUUGGCCCUGGAUGGGCCGAAAGAACUGUGGCAGAAGAGAAUUCAGGUCCGGGGUGUGGAACGGGAGAGGGGAGAGGCAGGCGCUGCCUUUGUGAAGCUAAAAAGCGCAAGCUGCGUCGAAAAGAUGGGAAUAGACGACAUGGGAAGUGUAAAUGAACUACGGAUUCCGCAACUGUUUGACGAUGGGUUCAAGCUGGUGUAUGAAAGGAUCCUAGCAAGUACAGGGCAAUACGCCUUGAGAAAACAAUCCCGUGAACUACCAUAUCCUGAGGCAGACAAGACCUGGGCCGUCGAAACGCUUCAAUCAAAGAUGGAUAACAUCUGGGUGAUAUCUAAUCUGUCUGCUCCCGAGGCCGGACAAGACUCCGCGACGCAGAUGAAAUCCAUUAUGACAAAGCUAACGGAUGCCCUCCGUACUCACGAACAGGAGCUCGGCGCCGUCACCCCAGAUGAUAUCGUUUACACCACCAUCCUUCUCCGAUCUAUGGAUGAUUUCGCUUCCAUUAAUUCCGUCUACGGAUCAUUAUUCACAAAGCCCAACCCUCCAGCACGGGCAACUGUCGCCUGUGGGAAUAGGCUCCCACCAGGGAUAGAUAUCCUCGUAUCUUUCAUUUUAGAUCUCGGAUCACCGGUCCACCGGAAAGGCCUGCACGUCCAAUCACGGUCAUAUUGGGCGCCCGCGAAUAUUGGCCCUUACUCGCAAGCCGUUGGGGUGCCGCGGGACAAGCAAUCUGGGUUCGAGCAAGACGGGGGAUUGGUGUAUAUUGCAGGUCAGAUACCCUUGGAUCCAGCGUCGAUGGAGCUGGCGAGGCCAGAUGUUGCCUUCACAGAUCCGCUUUCGUCAUUUAUUCAUCAUACCGUCCUUUCUCUACAGCAUCUGUGGAGGAUAGGGGGUGCGAUGUGCGUUAAUUGGUGGCUGGGCGCUGUAGCCUUUAUCGCACAAGAUACUGGCAUAUCGUCAAAAGCCGCCGUUGCAUCAGAUAUCUGGGAGAGGAUGAACACGGGCAGCAGCCCAUCGGGAGAUGAGGAUGACGAAGAAGACUCAAUGCUGGACGCGUGGGAUAUCAAAUAUGGCCGCAAGCAAGAUUUCGGCAGCAACAAAAAAGCCACCAGGGCGCUCCCUGAUUUUGGUAUCGUUGGACCCUCAUCCAAGAUACCGCCAUUCCUGGCCGUCGAAGUCGAUGAGCUCCCACGCGGUAGCGACAUUGAAUGGCAGGGGCUAGGGGUCCGGUCUGCCCAUGUCGAUAUCACCGAGGAUAGCUCUGAAGGGAUCUCCAUUAGUCAUUCUGAGGGUGCUGAGUUUGGCACACAUCUUGCCAUCGGCAUUGAAAAAGUGAAACCUGAAGAUGUCGAAAAAUCCAUAGAACAGGCCAUGUAUUUGGCAAGAAGGCGCUUGAAGGACGGGACGCAUUACCAAGCUACCAUAUAUACUCCCUUGCCCGCAUUGUGCGUGAAAUUGCUAGCGCAAAUUGUGCCCUGCAGGUCUGUCUGGGGUUGUGGUGGAAGGGAGCUCUCUGCAGCACUUGUCCUGCAUUCGAGAUCCUCGCAAGGAUCCCAAUAG
Molecule: messenger RNA, 2379 nt
Organism: Coccidioides posadasii C735 delta SOWgp
Lineage: Eukaryota; Fungi; Ascomycota; Eurotiomycetes; Onygenales; Onygenaceae
Biological process (GO): protein histidyl modification to diphthamide
Molecular function (GO): diphthine-ammonia ligase activity
Source: RefSeq, a predicted model, not a curated record